AUGGCGACUAAGGAGGAUAUUGAAAGGAAGUAUGAUAUACGUUGUGAUUUUAUAAGUGAAGGCGAUUCUGUACUUAUUAGAUUACCCUCUUUACAAGAAAAGGUUAUUAAAUUAUCAAAGAAUGGUACAGCCAACUUUGGUAAAUUUGGUAAAGUUGCAUUCUCUGAACUCGUAGGAAAGCCAUACGGCUUGAGCUAUGAAAUUAUAGAGAAGGAUGGCAAGUCUACAUUGAAGAGAAUGUCACAUAAAGCGGUAGACGAUAUUGAGGAUUUCGAAGCUACAAAUCAAUUCAUCGAAGAUGAUACAACGGCUAUCACUUUACUAGGGGAAGCUGAGAUCGAUGCACUCAAGAAGGGUGGCGUUGAAGGACGCCAAAUUAUUGAGCAACAGAUCGCAGCUCACGGUCAAUUCGAUUUGAAGACAGCCUAUAGUAAGGAGAAAUACCUCAAAAAGAAGGAAGCAAAAUUCCUCAAGUUUAUCACGCCUAUCGCACCUACUACAUUCAACGUUUGCGAAUAUCAUUUCAACAAAAAUCCAAGCAGGAUACGUGAUUUGAGGGUAGACACAUUGUCACAAAUGCUUACACUUGGAAACAUUCAACAAGGUGGCAGAUAUUUAGUUGUUGAAGAGACAUCUGGUUUGCUUACUGCUGCUAUUUUGGAGAGACUUGGAGGUGAAGGAAGUGUUUUGCUGAUACACGAUGCUGAUUCACCACCAAAUCUCGACAUAUUGGAGUCCAUGAACUUGCCGGAAGAGAGCAUAAGACAGUCUGUAAGGCAUUUAAAUUGGGUGACAAUAGAAGAGGAUUUCGUAAAUCCACCCCUCAAAUUAGAGGCUAAAGAAGGUGGUGAAAAUUGGAAAUCUCAUCAUGAACGCGACAAGAUUUUAAAGCGUAAAGAGCAAUUAACAGCCCUUGAAAACCUUCGUAAGGAUUUUUUUGAUGGCGACUUUGACGGAUUGAUAUGUGCAUCACAAUACGAGCCCUAUGGUAUAGUAGACAAGCUACACAGUCGUCUGAGCGGUUCAGCACCUGUGGUACUUCAUCAUCCACACUUGGCUGUUCUCACAGAGGCACAUAUGAAACUACGUAAUAGUAGAAACUUUUUGUCGCCCGUUGUGUCAGAAAGUUGGUUGAGGCAGUACCAGGUAUUACCCGGAAGAACGCAUCCAAAUAUGCAGAUGUCUGCAACAGGUGGAUACCUUCUACACACUUUGAGAGUUUUUGAUGAUCCAUUGGCUCACUCAGUGAAAGCUGUUAAGCGACGCAAAACAUCGGAUCGGAAUUAAUAUGAUUUUCAAUCAUCGUAUAAUUCAUGUCCGUGCGACAUGGCAUAUGAGAGGCAUCACAAAAAAUACUCCCUUGAAAGGAGAGGAGUAAAU
Molecule: messenger RNA, 1380 nt
Organism: Wallemia mellicola CBS 633.66
Lineage: Eukaryota; Fungi; Basidiomycota; Wallemiomycetes; Wallemiales; Wallemiaceae
Product: Gcd10p-domain-containing protein
Exons: 11
Coding region: 1-1287 (428 amino acids)
Biological process (GO): tRNA methylation
Cellular component (GO): tRNA (m1A) methyltransferase complex; nucleus
Source: RefSeq, a predicted model, not a curated record